This is a messenger RNA of Mus pahari (shrew mouse), 2216 nucleotides long. It is a transcript of the gene Clgn, whose product is annotated as calmegin. Bases 205 to 1788 code for a protein of 527 amino acids. Lineage: Eukaryota; Metazoa; Chordata; Mammalia; Rodentia; Muridae. Gene Ontology annotation, molecular function: calcium ion binding. The record is from RefSeq and is a predicted model, not a curated record. Gene Ontology annotation, biological process: protein folding. Gene Ontology annotation, cellular component: endoplasmic reticulum; endoplasmic reticulum membrane. The transcript has 14 exons.
UUAUGGAUGAUGGUGUUGAGGUGAAAGACUUCAGUGAAAAUCCAGAAGAGAGUAAUAAUAAAGAUGAACCUUCCUCGGGGGUAAGGCGGUUGAGACACUUUUAAGUAUAAAACACCUCAGCCUAUAGGAGAAGUAUAUUUUACAGAAACAUUUGACAGUGGAAAUCUGGCUGGGUGGGUCUUAUCAAAAGCAAAGAAGGAUGAUAUGGAUUCAGAAAUUUCUAUAUAUGAUGGAAGAUGGGAGAUCGAAGAACUGAAGGAAAACCAGGUGCCUGGGGACAGAGGACUGGUUCUGAAGUCGAAAGCCAAGCACCAUGCAAUAGCCGCUCUCCUCAAAAAACCCUUUAUUUUUGCCGAUAAACCUUUGAUAGUUCAAUAUGAAGUAAAUUUUCAAGAUGGUAUUGAUUGUGGAGGUGCAUACAUUAAGCUGCUAGCAGACGCUGGUGAUUUGAUUCUGGAAAACUUUUAUGAUAAAACAUCCUAUACCAUCAUGUUUGGACCAGAUAAAUGUGGAGAAGAUUAUAAACUUCAUUUAAUCUUCAGACACAAACAUCCCAAAACUGGAGUUUUUGAAGAAAAGCAUGCCAAGCCUCCAGAUGUCGACCUGAAAGAGUUCUUUACAGACAGGAGGACACACCUCUAUACCCUUGUGAUGAAUCCGGAUGAUACGUUUAAAAUAUUAAUCGAUCAGAAAGUUGUGAACCAAGGCACCUUGCUAGAUGAUGUGGUCCCGCCUAUCAAUCCACCCAGAGAAAUUGACGACCCCAAUGAUAAAAAGCCAGAGGAGUGGGAUGACAGAGCCAAGAUCCCCGACCCCACGGCCGUCAAGCCAGAGGACUGGGAUGAGAAUGAACCUGCCCAAAUAGAAGACUCAAAUGCUGUUAAACCUGAUGGCUGGCUUGAUGAUGAACCAAAAUUUAUUCCUAAUCCUAAAGCUGAGAAACCCGAGGAUUGGAGUGAUGAUAUGGAUGGAGAAUGGGAGGCCCCACAUAUUCCUAAUCCAGCCUGUCAGAUCGGAUGUGGAGAAUGGAAACCUCCCAUGAUCGAUAACCCAAAAUACAAAGGAAUCUGGAGACCACCAAUGAUCAAUAAUCCUAACUACCAGGGAAUCUGGAGCCCUCAGAAGAUUCCCAACCCAGAUUACUUUGAGGAUGACCACCCAUUCCUCCUGACUUCUUUCAGUGCACUGGGCUUAGAGCUUUGGUCCAUGACUCCUGACAUCUACUUUGAUAAUUUUAUCAUCUGUUCAGAAAAGGCGGUGGCAGAUCAGUGGGCUACAGAUGGCUGGGAACUGAAGAUAAUGGUGGCAAAUGCUAAUGAGCCUGGUGUACUCCAACAGUUGGCUACGGCUGCAGAGGAGCGCCCCUGGCUCUGGCUCGUGUGCCUGGUGAUGGCCGGCGUGCCCAUUGCAUUAGUUACUUCAUUUUGUUGGCCAAGGAAAGUGAAGAAAAAAUAUGAAGACAUGGAGCCUAAAAAAACUGACUUAUGCAAACUGCAAAGCAAGGCCGCUCUGGAACAAGAGGCAGAGGAAGAGAAGGCCCCAGAGAAGCCAGAAGACAUGCAAGAAAAUAAGCCAAGUGAAAUGGAAGUCGACACCGUGGGAAAGGAAGUAAUUGGUGAACCAGAAGAGAAGAGUGAGGAAGAUGGAGAAACUAUAGAAGGUCAAGAGGAAGUGAGCAGGCUGAGUAAAUCUGGAUCCGAGGAUGAGAUGAAGGACGCUGAUGAGAACACGGGAUCUGGAGAUGCCCCAGUGAAGUCAUUACGGAAGAGGAAGGUACGGAAGGACUGAGCGUCAAGUAUGGAAAAUUCCUGAGAGAGAGAUCUGGUAUCUAGAGUCAGGGUGUCCAAAAGGACAGUGACUCUGCGCAUCUGCACAAACUCUUAAGUAUCUAGCAAUAUUACUCAUUCAGAAACUUCUUUCUUUUGGGGGUGGGGGAAAGUAACUUUGAAGUUAACUGGUCUUUGAAUUUAGAAUAAAAGUGGCACAUUACAUGAGAGCGAAGGGGUUCGUCUCCUUAGAAGUUAGUUUAACAGUUGGAAGGAAGGUCGUUUUUGGUUUUAUGGAGAAAAAAUAAUGUGCUUUUUGUUCACCUGGUAUUGGAACACCUGCUACUGGGCUCUCCUCUGCAGUGCCUACACAGGAAGAGGUUAGUUUUAGAGCCGUGGGUUGCUCUGUUGUACAGGCUGAAGGUGACAGAGUCCGUGGAUGAUCAUUCA